GUUCGACCGAGCAGAUGGUUGUCGAGGGUGAAGAGAAGGUGUUGCUGUUCCGUAUCGCUUUGCGUUGACCGUGCCGUUUCCGAUCCUGAGGCACGUAAACUCGGUCCGCCGAGUGGCUCUCGAGACGAUUGUUGUUAAAAGACACCGGCACCGGCAUUGUGUAUGUAUAUGUGUAAGUGGCCUCAGCUCGACAAGUUAUUAAAGGAUCCUUCAGCGGACAACCAUUCUAUCGCAGCCGCAAGAAGCCGUGACGGUGACGAUAAGGCGCUCACGCUGGAUGCGAAGGCGUACAGUGAUGCGAUAGCGGCCAUGCCUGGCAUGAGUUGGCCGCGCUUCGGGCGUGGACCAGGCGUGGAAAUUGUGUAUUGUGUUCCGUCGAGCGAAGGGCGUUCGCUGAUGGGCCGGAAGUAGUCACGAGCACGAGGUGUGAAGUUGUGACCGACCGGCAGCGCUUAUCGCGAGCAGGUUAUCGCGCGCGCGCGCACACACAGAUGGACAAGGAAAAAUGAGGUGUGAAAUCGAGGUUGAGCGACGUUUAAUGUCCGCUACGCACGCCAUCCCACUAACCACCAACAGUUGUCGGUCAACCGGCAAGUGACCGGGACCAGUGGCGAACCUGCCUGAAAUAAAUCCUCCCCACAGCCGCUUGUUUUGUGUCCGGCGUGCAUUCCUGGCAUGUGUCUCGGUGUGUGCAGUGAAAGAGUCAUUAGUAGUCGGUGAAUGUAAAUGUGCAGACCAGAAGCAGCAGCAGCAGCAGCAGCAGCAGCAGCAGCAGCAAAAGGAGACGAAAGAAGAAAGGGAACGCAAGUGAUACUAUCAAAGUGGACACUGCUGUGUGCUGUGUUUAGUGUGUACGCGUUCAAGUGUUGAAGCUGCCACCGUAAGUGUAGAGCACCGGGAGUGAUUUCAUUCCUUCAAAAAACAAAAGUUUUGCUGCAGCACUCGGACUUGGAGAGCACGGGAAAGGGGUCCUGUCACCGGAACCGGUUUCGUCGGGCGUGUCCAGCCGGAUGUUGAAGGUGCUUUCGUGCACAGCGUGUCUGUGUAUGUGUGUCUGUCAGCUGGUCCUGAACUAGUCGUUUUGUGGCGUCCGACUGGAACUGGAAGAGUAGCAACUAAAUGGUCCGCAAAAGUGAGCUCGGUGCAGAUUACGCGGUGUACAGUUGAGUGAGCCGGAGUGAGCCUGUCCUCGUUCCUUCCUCCUUCUCCUUGGGGAGCGUUCUCCUUCCUUCGUAGCGCAGACGGUGGCAACCCUCGCCCGAGGGUGCACCGGCGAAGCAGUGAAAAUGUUAUUUGCCCGCGAUAGUAUCAUCCUUUACCUCAUGCAGCUGAUGGCACUGGAAGUAUCGUACAUUGUGCUGGGACUGGAUAGCGUACACAUCAAGGUACCGGUGGCGGUACCGCUAGGGACGAGUGUGACGCUCGUCUGCGAGUGUGACCUGUCGGACGAGGACCUGUACUCGGUCAAGUGGUACAAGGGGAAGCGCGAGUUCUUCCGCUACACCUCCAAGGAGAUACCGUCGAUCAAGAUCUUCCCGAAGGCGGGCAUCAGCGUGAACGUAAAUCUCUCGAACGCAAGCCACCUGGUGCUGGAUGGUAUUGAACCGCAGAGCAGCGGUCGGUACAGCUGCGAAAUCACGGAGGCGGCACCCUCCUUCCACACGCAGAUCGCUUCCCGGACGAUGCACGUCGUCGAUCUGCCGGUGGUCGAUCCGCGGAUACACGACAUGAAGUCGUACUACGGGGCGGACGAGUUCCUCGAGGUACGGUGUACGGCGGGUGCCUCGUUACCGGCGGCCAAACUGACGUGGCUAAUCAACGACCGGCCACUGCUGCUGCCACUUCAGGAGCCGUCGCGGCUCGAAUCACUCACGCUACCGGCGGACGAUGGUCCUGGUAGUAGCAGCAGCAGCAGCACCAAUAGCAGCAGCAGUAGUAGCAAACGGAGCAGCAGCAGCAGCACCAACAUCAGCAGUAAGCAGAAAGCAUCAGUCAAGUCUUCCUCUCAGGUGCCAGCUGCUGUAAGUCACCAGCAUGAGCACGACCAGGAGCGGACGGAGACGGAAGCACACGAGAGUGCACCAACCGCCAGUGCACUAACACAAGAGGGCACGAUGGCCACGGAUGCGGCGCGCAGCAUCAAACCGGGCAGUCGCAUCACGAAUGCGUCGGCCAGCGCUGCCAACGAGAAGUUUGGCAACCGGUACGAGGUGGCCGUGUCUCAGUUGAAGCUGCUGCUCGAACAUGGCCACUUCCAGAUGGGCAAACUGAAGGUGGAGUGCAUCGCGCGUAUCUUCGAUCUGUACGAGCGGUCGGUGGUUGGGCUGGCGGACGAGAACUAUCCCCAGGUGCGGGUCCUCUCCAACAGUGACAACGGUGUGCACUUUUCCUUCAUGAGCGACAAGGACGAAGCCUCUACGUCACGGGCACGUCACUGGCUGCCGUGCUGGCCGUUGGUGGGGAUUCUGGCCGGAUUCGCUCACCUGCUGCUGCUAGCCACCAACUGCUGGACGCCGUGGAAUGCGCGUAUCAGCCUAGAUGCCACUUAGAAACACCCACGGGAAAUCAACAGCGCACAAGCAUGGAGUAGCGUGGAAGGAAAAGUUCCCGGAAAAUAAAACACCACCACCACCAUCAGCAGUACAGUGAACCGGAGUCGAGCUUUUCACCUUCGUAAUAGGAUUCCCAGGUCACUGCAGACGAGUCUAUAGUUCGGGUCUGGAGAAUCACUCUUCGUUAUUGAAAUGAGACACAGGAAAACACGCACCUAGUCGGUGUACUGAGCAAUUUCCCCCCCAAUUUUCCAAUCCAAAUGGUAUUAGAGCAAAGGCAAUCAGAAGUGGUGGACCACCACCACCACCACAACCAUCGAGUGUAUCAGUUUUACACAGUCCGUGCAGUCCGUGUUAUGUGUUUGGCUUGUCCUUUGUUGUUGUUGUUGCGCUUUGUUUGUUGUAAAACAUCACCCUCCCGUCCUGUCCCGUCCCGGACAAUCGAUCGAUGAUUUCACUUCCAAUAAAUUCAUUCCGGGUCGGUUGCAGGGCAGGGGUCGUAAUGUGGCUACAAAUCUCGUUUUUUCCGACAAAUCCGUCUUUCGCAUUCCGACUGCGCCUUUAGCAGACCCGCCAAGGUGGCCCGCCCAAGCACCCUUUCCCCUUCCCCCCCUGGCUGGAGAGUGAAACAUGGCACGUUCAUGUAAAUGUCCGAUUUGUUUUAUGCCAUCAGCGCCAUUGCCGGGGGUCGCCUGCUUUGGUAUUUUAUUACACGCGGCCCUUGUUACUCCUGCCAAGAAGGCAUCGUUUUCCAGUAACCAAGAAAAAGAGAGAGAGAGAGAGAUAGAGAAAGAGAGAGAGAGAAAGGUUUCUUCCUCGAAUCUCACUUUGGCCUUUGUUGCAACAUUCCAACAUUCCGACAUGCGCUCGUCCGUACCAUCCCGUUAAAAAGGAGUUGUAGACGACAGUCUCUCUCUCUUGCGCUCUCUCUUUCAUUUAUCAGCAGUUGCACGAAUCCUGCCCUCCUUUUCCCCCUAACGCCAACAGAUUAUGCUGACAAUAAUAAGUUCGCACGUGCGGCCACGCUAAGGUAUCUUUAGCACAGAAGAAAAGAUUGCGAGCGCGCGAGAUUUCGCUGCGGAAUAAAUCAUAAGAACUCUGGCGUGUUUCCAUGGAUAUCCUGUUGGGCGCUCCCACGCCAGUGCGCCACCCCCACGGCCGCUGAAAUGAUCAACUGUCAGCGAUCAUAAAGAGAAAUCAACAAAUUAGCCUAAAACGAAUGGCAUAAGGUUGAAGUUAAUCGUCGGUAUGUCGAUGAAGAAUGGGCAUGAGAUGAGAAGACACACAAAAUGCAGAGCUAUAUUUAUUGCUAAAGACCACCCUUCAUCAUCCUCUACCGCCCACCUAUCCAUCCCUUCAACAAAAAAAACCACGCCAAUCCGACUCGCGGUGUUAUGCUGUGUAUGUAUAUUAUUAUCCGUGUCUGGUAGAGGUGGUGUUGGGGUAGGAGAUGUGCAAGGCAAGGCAAUCGCACAUGUAAAUCAUGGAUGAACGUUAAGCUUAAGAAAUACCAGAAGACAUAUGGACGCACCGCACAUGGGCGUCAGGCAGGAAUAGAAUUGUAAGCAGACGACGAAGAGAGAAAGAGCGAGAUAUCGAUAUAAGAAGCAAAAUAAUGACAAAUGGUUAUGAGAAGAAGAAGAAGAAGCGGAGAAGUAAAUAGUAAAUAAAGGGAAGAUAAAGGGGAAAUAAAAAGAGAAAGAGAGAAAACAAAAAAUCCUAGCAAAUCAAGAGAGUAAGAGAGUGAGAUAACCAAAUAAGCGAAACGAAACAAAAACAAAAAAAUAGUAAAUCUAAAAUCAUAUAUAGACAGAGCAGCCGAUACAGAACCGAGUGACAGGAGAGAAAAGCAGGAAAGAAAUGAAAGAAGCGAUCAAGAAAGAGAAGAAAGUGAUGCGCGAACGAAUCGGUGGCGAAAGGAAAGGGGUGGUAUUCGAUACCACCAGGAUAUUGGAAGACUAAAUAAAGGCGGCUU
Molecule: messenger RNA, 4527 nt
Organism: Anopheles aquasalis
Lineage: Eukaryota; Metazoa; Arthropoda; Insecta; Diptera; Culicidae
Biological process (GO): motor neuron axon guidance
Source: RefSeq, a predicted model, not a curated record